AUGAUAAGCUCUGAGCAGCCAAAAGAUUAUCGGAUACCUGAUCCACCAGAUGAUGGUAUCAGUGCGCUGGCGUUCUCGCCAGUUGCAGACUAUCUUGCUGUUUCUUCAUGGGAUACUUCCACAAAAAAUGGACGACCAAAUCACUCCCACUCCACUGAUGGUGUUCAUCGCAGUCCGGCUGCAGCAAACAUACCUCUCUUGCAAAACGCGUUGUUAUUGUCUCAAGGCGGGUCCAGAAGGAGUGGUUCUUGUUUAGUUGUCUUUGACAGUCAAGUGAGAAUAUAUGAAGUAAAUGCUGCAGCCGGAGCAGCAUAUGGCAAAGCAUUAUACAAGCAUGAAGGUGCUGCUUUAUGCUGUGCAUGGAGUAAAGAUGGAUCCAAACUCGUUUCGGGCGGCACGGAUAAGGCUGCUCGACUGUUUGAUCUAACUACACAACAGUCUGUGCAAAUUGCCCAACACGAAGCUGCUAUAAGGACUAUCAAAUGGGUAGAUAAUCAACCAAACAAUCUGAUCUGCACCGGAAGUUGGGACAAAACUGUCAAGUAUUGGGAUACUCGAACACCGAAUCCUGUAUUGAGCGUUGAUGUGCCCGACAGGGUUUACACGAUGGAUCUAGUCUCUCCUCUAUUGGUUAUUGGUACGGCCGACAGGAAUGUUAUAACAUACAAUAUAGCAAACCCAAGUACACCAUACAAGACGCAACUGAGUCCCUUGAAAUAUCAAACUAGAGUGAUUUCCUGUUUCAUAAACGCAACCGGCUAUACUAUUGGAAGUAUCGAAGGAAGAGUCGGGAUACAAUAUCUCGAAGACAAAGAGGGACAUUCAAGCUUCUCGUUCAAAUGCCACCGAGAUGGCAAUAAUGUAUAUUCAGUGAAUGCAAUCUCAUUCCAUCCCUUGCAUGGCACAUUCUCAACUGCUGGCAGUGAUGGUACAUUUAAUUUCUGGGAUAAAGAUUCGAAGCAGAGACUCAAAGGCUUUUCCAAUAUUGGAAGUCCUAUCUCUGCUACUACUUUUAAUAGAAAUGGUACAUUCUUUGCUUAUGCCGCAAGCUACGAUUGGAGUAAGGCAAGUAUUAUUAAGAAAUCAAUGAUACGUGUAUUAAAGGGUUAUCAAUCGUUCCAACAGAGCCAGAGUGUUGUAUAUCUGCACGCUGUAAAAGAGGAAGAUGUUAAACCCAGACCAGCAAAGAAGCGAUAA
Paraglomus brasilianum is the source of this 1197-nucleotide messenger RNA. The record is from the annotation of a GenBank genome assembly. Lineage: Eukaryota; Fungi; Glomeromycota; Glomeromycetes; Paraglomerales; Paraglomeraceae.